AUGGCAAUAAAGAAACUUCCAGACGAUGUGAUAGCAAGAAUAUCUGCCGGAGAGGUGAUUACAAGGCCGUUUGCAAUCCUGAAGGAAACAAUCGAGAACUCACUAGAUGCACAUAGCACACACAUAACAGUCAGAAUAGAGCAAUACGGGCUGUCUCUUGCUGUUGAGGAUAACGGCGAGGGAAUAGGCGAGAGUGAUUUUGGAAUGUUGUGCAAACAGUAUUGCACAUCGAAGAUCACGAGCGAGGAUGAUCUUUUUUCGUUGUGCUCGUAUGGGUUCCGCGGAGAGGCACUGUCUUCAAUAAGUAGGUGCUCUAAGGUAAAGGUGCGGAGCAAGAAGAAGCAAUCAGAAGUUGGAUAUGAGGCAGUCUAUAAUGAUACAGAGAUGGUGUCGAUCAGAGCAGUUGGGAUGAACGAUGGAACAUGUAUUGAAAUCAAGAAUGUUUUUUACAACAACAAGCUUAGGGAAAAGCACUUUCUGAAGUACAAGGAUGAGGUGAAGGAGAUGAUAUGGCUUGUAAGAGCGUAUUCGGUAUUCAAUAAUAGUGUAUUGUUUACACUGGUUGUUUCAGGACGACCUCAGGAGUUCGCAGUUAGAAAUGAUGGAGGCGGAGAAAAUUGGUAUGCUGAAAGUGUGCUUUAUCAUGCAAGCUCCAAUUUUCGCUGGAGCAAACGAAUGGUGGACUCCAAAUUGGCUAUGCUGCAAAGCAUGUGUAAAAUUAAAGAAAGACUGACACACAAUGUCGGAGACAAAUACCUUGCUAUUUUUUCUGAAGGAAGUGAAGUGCACAGACAGAGCAUGUUUGUUCUUUUUGUGAAUGGAAGGCUAGUAUCGAGUAGGAAAAUGAAAGAAGCGGUUUUUAGAGUGUAUAAGAAGAUGAUUUCUGAGGACUAUCAUCCGCUGGUGUACAUAGAGGUGGAAACAGCCAAAGACAAAGUAGAUGUGAAUGUGCAUCCGUGCAAAAAAGAGGUCGUGCUUUUUGAUGAGGAGUCAAUAAUAAGCGAUAUAUGCAGGUGUGUUGAAAGUGCAUUGAGAAUAAGCGAUCAUGUGCCUAAGGAGGUAAGAUACUCGCUGAGAAGUAGCCAAAGUGAAAGUGGGGGUUCAAAGGUGUAUGCAGAUCCGAUGUCGCAAUCGAUUGAUGAGUGUUUUGAAGAGGAAUACACGAUGAAUACAAGAUCUUUUAUGCUGGAAUCGCUUGCUAGGAUGGUGGAGGAGAUUGUUGAUGUCGAUACUGAGUUUUUCAGGAUGCUGUUUUAUGUCGGAAUCAAAGACAAGGACACUGUUCUUGUGCAAUACAACGCAGCGCUAUUGAAUUGCAAAACAAAGCACCUUCUGAAGGAGUAUUUCUGGCAAGCAUUUGUAAAUGGGUUUGGAAAUUUCAAGCGAAGAAGCGUUAGCAUUCCUAUACGUGCGACUAUUGCAGAUAGAAUGAAGAGGAUGCUUGAUGAUUAUUUCUGCAUACGAGUGAGCGGUGAUGCAAUUGUGAGUCUGCCUGAUAUUUCUGGAGUGUGUAUCGAUUGCCAUAGCCUGUGGAGUGACUUUUGUGUCGAGGAGGGGCCUGAGUAUGAGACCCUAGCGAAUGUAAUUGGAAGGUUAUCUGCGAUAUAUUCUGAGGCAGAGAUGAAUCAAAAGCUAUUUAAUUGCAUGAAAAGGGAAAUAAAAGGAACGAGGGCUGCGCUUGAGUGUUUUGGACUGGUUGUUACGCUUAAAGAGCUCUACAAGAACUUUGAGAGAUGCUAA
Ordospora pajunii is the source of this 1740-nucleotide messenger RNA. Its product is annotated as DNA mismatch repair protein. Bases 1 to 1740 code for a protein of 579 amino acids. The record is from RefSeq and is a predicted model, not a curated record. NCBI's taxonomy places the organism in Eukaryota, Fungi, Microsporidia, Ordosporidae. Gene Ontology annotation, molecular function: mismatched DNA binding; ATP hydrolysis activity; ATP binding. Gene Ontology annotation, biological process: mismatch repair. Gene Ontology annotation, cellular component: MutLalpha complex. The transcript has a single exon.